GCGGAAAGAAUGAGGGUGGAGGCCGAGGAGGCUAUUAAGAAGGCGAAGGAAGAAGAGGAGAGGAGGACGCAGGAAGAGGAGUCUCGGAAACAGCAGGAAGAGGAAACUAGAAAGAAACAAGAGGAAGCUGCUAAAAAGAAGGAAUUAGAGGAGGCGCAGAGGAAAGCUGAUGAGGCGGAGAAGAAAAAACUAGACGAGGCGGCGAAGAAGCAUGAGGCUGAUCAGAAACAGGAGGAUGAAUGGGAUGCGGAGCGGAAGAAGCUGGAGGGCGGGCAGGCUGGAGAAAAGACGAAAUCGGAGGAGGAGCAUUAAGGGAUGGUUACUCCAAUUUUAUCACCCGUCUAUCGCCUCCACCGGACAAAAGGUUCCGCGUGUCAAGCCAACUUUACGCACGAUCAGUGGCUCUAGAGUGUCUCAGCUCGAGGAGCAAGAGGUGUUGGCGCCAUGAAG
Molecule: messenger RNA, 450 nt
Organism: Mytilinidion resinicola
Lineage: Eukaryota; Fungi; Ascomycota; Dothideomycetes; Mytilinidiales; Mytilinidiaceae
Exons: 1
Coding region: 10-312 (100 amino acids)
Source: RefSeq, a predicted model, not a curated record